Messenger RNA from Megalops cyprinoides (Indo-Pacific tarpon), 2947 nucleotides. It is a transcript of the gene fmr1, whose product is annotated as FMRP translational regulator 1. Gene Ontology annotation, biological process: central nervous system development; regulation of modification of synaptic structure; regulation of filopodium assembly. The transcript has 15 exons. The record is from RefSeq and is a predicted model, not a curated record. Gene Ontology annotation, cellular component: neuronal cell body; neuronal ribonucleoprotein granule; dendritic spine neck. The coding region runs from base 12 to 1973 and encodes 653 amino acids. Lineage: Eukaryota; Metazoa; Chordata; Actinopteri; Elopiformes; Megalopidae. Gene Ontology annotation, molecular function: translation regulator activity; protein homodimerization activity; mRNA 3'-UTR binding.
UGUUUACAUCAAUGCACUCAGGAGCAGCUGGUGCGAACUGUCUGCGUACAAGAUAUGAAUGUUUCACUUUCAUUUCUUUAGAAAACUGGAAGUUCACUCCUUUACGCCUAGCCAUGGAUGAGUUAGCCGUGGAAGUCAGAGGAACGAGUGGAGCAUUCUACAAGGCAUUUGUGAAGGACGUACAUGAUGGUUCUGUCACUGUGACAUUUGAGAAUAAUUGGCAGCCAGAGCGACAGAUUCCCUUCCAUGAUGUUCGAUUUCCCCCACCCACUGGUUUUCACAAAGAGAUAAAUGAGAGCGAUGAAGUUGAGGUAUACUCAAGGGCCAAUGACAAAGAGCCCUGCGGAUGGUGGCUAGCAAAAGUUCGGAUGGUGAAGGGGGAGUUUUAUGUAAUAGAAUAUGCAGCCUGUGAUGCCACACUCAAUGAAAUUGUCACAUUAGAGAGACUACGACCUGUGAACCCAAACAAGCCAGCCACGAAAAACACCUUCCUUAAAGUCAGACUGGAUGUCCCAGAAGACUUGCGGCAAAUGUGUGCAAAAGACACGGCGCAUAAAGAUUUCAAGAAGGCUGUGGGAGCGUUCAACGUGACGUACGAUCCGGACAAAAAGCAGCUUGUGAUACUGUCUGUCAACGAGGUGACGGCCAAACGGGCAACGAUGCUGAGCGACAUGCAUUUCCGGAGCCUGCGCACCAAGCUGUCUCUGAUGCUGAGGAAUGAGGAGGCGAGCAGGCAGCUGGAGAGCUCUCGGCAGCUUGCAUCCCGGUUCCAUGAACAGUUUGUGGUUAGGGACGACCUGAUGGGCCUGGCCAUUGGCACCCAUGGUGCCAACAUCCAGCAGGCCAGGAAGGUGCCCGGGGUGACCACUAUUGACUUGGAUGAGGAGACUUGUACCUUCCACAUCUAUGGAGAGGACCAAGAGGCAGUACGGAAGGCCAGAAGUUUCCUUGAAUUUUCAGAAGAUGUGAUCAAAGUCCCCAGGAAUUUAGUGGGGAAAGUCAUUGGUAAAAAUGGGAAACUCAUCCAAGAGGUGGUGGAUAAGUCUGGAGUCGUCAGAGUGAGGAUUGAGGCAGAGAACGAGAAAAAAAACCCAUCACAGGAUGAGGUGAGGGGCUGUACCGAAAUGGAUCCAUUCAAAGUGAGAAUGCUGCAAAUGACAUGCGAGUCUACCGUGAGUGGAAUUUCCCCCGGUCUCGCUCCUACUUCUAGCUUCUCUUUGCCCUUUUCCUCUCAGCAGGGCAUGGUGCCGUUUGUGUUCGUGGGAACAAAGGAGAGCAUCUCGAAUGCACGCGUGCUGCUGGACUACCACCUUAAUUACCUGAAGGAAGUGGACCAGCUGCGGAUGGAGAGGCUGCAGAUCGACGAACAGCUCCGUCAGAUCGGCGGGGGGCCCAGGGCCUCGGCAGGGCGCCCCGAUAAAGAGAAGGGUUUCAUCACGGACGACAGCGUGGGGCCCUCUCGAGGGGGGAAGCCCUUUGGCCGGGGAGGACGUGGCAGGCGCGGCCCCACCUUCACAUCAGGCACCAAUUCAGAGGCCUCCAAUGCAUCAGAGACAGAGUCAGACCACAAGGACGAGCUGAGCGACUGGUCCCUGGCCCCCACUGACGAGGACAGCGGGGGGUUCCCCAGACGGGGCGACGGGCGCAAACGGGGCGGGGGCUCUCGAGGCCGAGGGGGGCGAGGCAGGGGAGGAGGGGGCUACAAAGGAACUGAAGAUAUGCAGUGGAAUGAGUCCCGUUCACGCAACUCCAGAGAUGCAAAACCACGACCACAGGAGGACUCCCUGCAGAUCCGAAUCGACGGCAACAACGAGCGCAGCGUUCACACGAAAGCGCCCCAGGGCCCCCCCGGCGACGGGGGCGCGGUCGGCAACGGGGGCAGCCGCCAGAGACCCGCCAAGGAGCGAGGGAUGAAGAAGGAGAAGCAGGAGAACCCGGACGGCCCCCAGGCGCUGGUGAACGGGGUGUCGUAGGCAAGGCCCCCCCCCCCCCUCCCUGCAGCUGUCCCCUCCUCUACUGUUCCAUCAAUCCAGACGCUUCAUCAUUAGAGACACAUUAGGCCAAAGAGAACUGGGUCGGUAGGGCUGUCGCAAAGACGUGGGAAAUAAGCACACUCUGUAACUGUGUCGAAAGCAUUCACUUCUGCAUUGGGAAGGGAGGCCACGAGCGCGGGUGGCUGUGCAUGGGUCAGGGCAAUCCAGGAAAGCCGAGGAUGAGGGUCAGGGCGAAUUAGAGAGUGUUAGACAUGAUGCAGAAGUUACAGAUUUUUUUUUUUUUUUUGUAAGUGAAUUUCUAGAUGACUACCUAUCAAGCGAAUACAAGCUGUUGGCAGAAUGAAAACAAAACAAAAAAAACCAACUGAUGAAAUGUGUAUUCUAGAAGGAUAGGUUCUCAUACUCUGUGUGCUGCAUAACAUCUAAAAGCGAUUUCUUUAUUUCCACCUUCGAGGUUUGAUUAAUAAGCGCUUGACGCCUCUGUUCGUGCCACUUAACAUGGCGUGCGUGUUUUGGUGCCGGUGUCGCCAGCGAUUCACAUGGUCCACGACGAUGUGAAGUCACAACCAUUGCAUCAUUAGCAAAAAGACAAAAAAAAAAAAAAGAGAAACUCUGAUCUGUCUGAUCUGUGCCUUUAAUCUAGUGUGGACAGUAUCAUAAUUGGAUUUCUAUAUCAGGGAAGAAGACGUGGACAACACUAAUGUAAAAUACUGAUCUGUAAAGAACUUGUUCAUUCAUCAAAAGAGAAAAUAGGUUCUUCUCUUGGGGAAUGCAUGCGUUUCAUUACCUUUAUUUUUAACAUUGAAAAAAAAACAAGAAUCCACCUGGUAAAUGAAAUGUAAAACUUUUCCUUGUCAUGCACUGAUGUCUAGAAUAACGGCGAGGGAAGGGUUUCGUUUUGCAAAAGGGGACAGACGUUUAGAAAGAAACUGAACACUGCUUUGCAGUUAUAA